CCCGUCGGAACGCGACGAGGGGCCUUUUUUCGCCGCGUUUUUCGUUGUUCUCAAGUUGCGCAGUAUCGCUCGCGCUUGCCCUUCACAGCAGAUUGUCUAUUUGUGUGAAAGAAUCUCGUGAGAGAAAGAGAGAGAGAGAGAGAGAGAGAAAGAGGAGAGAGUGAACCACGUGAAUCAUAAGCGACAGUUUUGCGGCAAUGGCGAUGACGAAGUUAAGUCUGGCGCCGAAGACCAUCAAGUACUUGAUGUUCAUUUUCAACCUGUUCUUUGUGAUUACAGGAAUAGUGUUAUUAUCCAUCGGCGCGGUCAUCCAUGGAGUGUACCAUCAGUAUCAACACUUCCUUGAUAACAGCUUCUUUUCCGUACCUUCUCUUCUCGUAGCCGUGGGCUCCAUCAUAUUUAUCAUCGCUUUCUUCGGAUGCUGCGGAGCCGUUCGCGAAAGUUAUUGCAUGGUUACAACGUUCUGCGUACUUUUGGCUGCGAUUUUUUUGCUGGAGAUCAUAGGCGGCAUAAUGGGAUAUGUGAUGAGGACGCAGGUUGCGAUGAUCGCUCAGCAAAAAAUGCUCGACACGAUGCCCCAAUACAACAAUAGCCAUGAGAUUCAAGCCGUCUGGGAUAAUCUACAGAAAGACUUCCAUUGCUGUGGUACGAUCAAUGCCACCGACUGGUUGACGAUUGCCACGAAUCUGUCAGGUAUUCCGAUGUCGUGCUGUGAUAAUAUGAUAGGUGCUGUCGGCACGUCGAACUGCACCCUAUCAUCGGAGAGUCUGCAUAAGGUUGGCUGUAUAAACGCCUUCGCGACAUUCGCAGAGAGACACGCGGCGAAGAUAGCAGGUGUUGGAAUAAGUCUCGGUGUAAUUCAGCUGAUAGGAAUCCUCUUGUCGUCCUACUUGGCUAAAUCGAUCAAGAAUUGUUACCAGACUAUGUAG
Cyphomyrmex costatus is the source of this 929-nucleotide messenger RNA. Its product is annotated as CD63 antigen. The transcript has 5 exons. Gene Ontology annotation, cellular component: plasma membrane. The coding region runs from base 198 to 929 and encodes 243 amino acids. The record is from RefSeq and is a predicted model, not a curated record. NCBI's taxonomy places the organism in Eukaryota, Metazoa, Arthropoda, Insecta, Hymenoptera, Formicidae.